This is a messenger RNA of Drosophila ananassae, 941 nucleotides long. RefSeq names its product 5-demethoxyubiquinone hydroxylase, mitochondrial (gene Coq7). The coding region runs from base 143 to 808 and encodes 221 amino acids. Gene Ontology annotation, cellular component: mitochondrial inner membrane; nucleus. Lineage: Eukaryota; Metazoa; Arthropoda; Insecta; Diptera; Drosophilidae. The record is from RefSeq and is a predicted model, not a curated record. Gene Ontology annotation, biological process: determination of adult lifespan; ubiquinone biosynthetic process; regulation of reactive oxygen species metabolic process. Gene Ontology annotation, molecular function: 3-demethoxyubiquinol 3-hydroxylase activity. The transcript has 3 exons.
ACAAAUGUUGUCCAUCUCUAGUAAGCUAAUUGCCCAUCCCUGGUAGCCAGCUGAUCCAGCCCUAGUGUGCGGCGUAAUAAACAUACCUCCCAGUUACUAUUAUUUAUUGAUAUUGUUCAGUUGCUGACUUGAUUACGUGAUAAUGAGCGGCAUGCUGAGAGGAAUCCUUUCCAAGCCGGAGACCCAUUUAGUCCCACUACGCUACCUCAGCUCUGCAGCAGCACCAGGAACUGGUGGUCCUGGAGAGUGCAGAGCUCUCGCCACACGACCGCAAGCACUGCGUCCACGUCCAAGUGCCCUUACCGACGAGAUAAUACGCGUGGAUCACGCCGGCGAACUGGGCGCCGAUCGCAUCUAUGCCGGACAGAUGGCCAUCCUGGGCAACGGGCCCAUGGGCAAGACCAUUGGCCAUAUGUGGGAACAGGAGAAGGAGCACCGCCGCCAGUUCGAGCAACUCAUCCAGCAGCAUCGUGUCCGGCCCACGAUCAUGACGCCGCUGUGGAAUGUGGCGGGAUUUGUGUUGGGCGCCGGCACGGCUCUGAUGGGCGAGAAGGCGGCCAUGGCCUGUACAGUGGCCGUGGAGACGGUGAUUGUGGAACACUACAACGAUCAGUUGCGCCAAAUCAUGGAUUCCCCCAACCCAGACAAGGAACUACUUGAGACUAUAACGAAAUUCAGGGACGAGGAGCAAGAACACCACGAUACGGGCAUCGAUCACGGAGCGGAACAGGCGCCAUUCUAUCAGGCCAUGACCGAGGUCAUCAAGUUUGGCUGCAAGACGGCCAUAGCAAUAUCGAAGAAGAUCUAGUCAAGGAGCUCCCAUCACGGAGCUACCAUCUGUAUAUAUAGAUAUAUUGCACAUCAAAUUACUCGAGCCUAUCCGACCUAUCCACCCCCUCCCCUUAAGCAUUAAAGAUCGUUGAGAGUUUUAAGAACCAAGA